Molecule: messenger RNA, 11135 nt
Organism: Pelobates cultripes (western spadefoot toad)
Lineage: Eukaryota; Metazoa; Chordata; Amphibia; Anura; Pelobatidae
Source: the annotation of a GenBank genome assembly
AUGGUAAAUCUUACUUUGACUCUGGCCCUACGAGGCUCGGUUUGUAAUUCCUGUUGUAGAUUGCAGGUAGUAUCGGUAUUAGGUCCUUAUUCCUAACUUUACAUUUCUUUGUCUUGCAGGGGAGGUGUGUGGGGCUGCUCCUCUGUCUCUCAUUAAUCCAUGGGAUCAACUGCUUCUACGUGCCAGGGGUGGCUCCGAUGAAUUUUCGGCAGAAUUCUCCUGUGGAUAUUAAGGUGCGAUGAGGUUAAUGUAGGAAUAUAGCUUUGUGGUUAACAGUUACUUAUUAUUGAUGAGAAUUUUGUUUUUAUUACAGGCUGUGAAACUCACUAGUUCCCGCACACAGCUGCCAUAUGAAUACUACUCAUUGCCUUUUUGCAAACCCAAGGAAGUAACAUACAAAGCAGAGAAUUUGGGUGAGUGUGGUGGGGCAUGAUGACACGGUGAAGCAUAUGGAGUGUCGGUGUGGGAGUGUUAAUUAUGGAAAUUUAGAGUUUCUUAUCUUUCUGUAGUUUAUAUGUUAGUUGUUUUUUAUGAUGUUUAUUCUUUGUAUGCCAUUACCUGAUUUUAUUUAGUUUUUUCCAAAACUUUGUGUCAUAGUAAACAGUCAAAGAGAGACAUAUGACAGAAAAUUAACAAAACAGAUGUAUUGGUGGGUAGAAUUUCUCUAGGAGAAGCCAAAGUAGUACAAAGCUUAGCAGUAUUUAAGAUCUGUGUUUUCUAGCCAGUACGGGAGUCCAUCUCUCACGUAUGCAGAAUGAUACAGUGUUCCGAUCGAUGGAGGAAUGGGUGCCCCCUAUAACAAGGUUCAAGAGAAAAUUUCUUUUUAUCCAUGAGGAAUGUGGAAAAGGGAAAGAAAUGAGAGAGAAGAGAAAAAAAAGUGAGGAAGGGGUAGUCCAUUUUUUGGGGGUUCUUGUAAUAAAUAAGAACUAUUUUAGUAGGUUUUUACCCCUUCAAAAUUUAUAGUCCAUUUUAAUAUUUUAUAGGACAUUUCUAUUAAGAAUUUCCCGUCGUGACAAAUACACUUUGAAGGGCAUUUUCAUUCAUCCAUUCGAGGGGCAAAUACAAACCAUUGUCUGGAAAUCUAUGCAUAAGCAGGAGUAUACAUAGGACGCAAGCUCACGCAUUUAGACUGAGGGGGAAAAAAAGGACAUUUAGUCUGAGACAAAGGAAAAGCUUCCUUACAGUAAGAACAGUUAGGAUGUAGAAUUUCUCUGGCUGAAGAUGUGGUUUAAUCUGAGUACAGAUAUUUAAACAACAACUGGAUUCAUUCUUGCAAAAGAAAAACCACAAUAUUGAGGGAUAUCAUUUUUUUAUAUAUUGGGUAACCGCUUCUUAAUCCAAGGAGAGAUCUGACUGCCAUUCUGGGUUGAGGAGGAUUUUUUUGCCUUACACAGUUUUUUAAUUUAUUUAUUUUCUUCUUUUGGAUCAACGAUGAUGUGAGGCAAAACUUGAUGGACAUAAUUCUUUUUUCAGCCUACAUAACUAGGUAAUAUGGACUCGGUAUUGCUCAAUAAAUUCCCAAGCUUGCACUGCACAUACAGGUCACUUGACUGUCAUUUGAAAUGUAAACAUCAUUUUAUAUUUCAAAUGCAGGAAGUGACAUUAUGACCUAAUCAUCAUGUGAGCUGUAUGUUCUGUAUAACCUUCGGUAUGUAUGGAUCAAUACUGAGUGCAUGUUCUAUAGGAUGAAAAAAAUAUUUAAUUUUACAUAAUAUGAAUGAAAAUCUUUUUGCCAUUGUUAGGUUGGGAGGUUGACUCUGUGAUUUUCUGUGAGAUUUUUGUUUGACGCUGAAUGUACUCAUACAAAGCGUGAGGAUGUCCAGCGUCAUUUCACGGACUCCAUCUCCAUAGGAAGUGCCUCUAGUGACUGCCUGGUAGAUACAACAUCGAUAGUUAUUUGUCCUCAUGGAGUUAAAUAAGUAAAAUCAUGUUAAAGAAUGAUAAAGUAAAGCUUCUAGACUCAUUCUAAAUACACUGUUUGUGCAAUCUCUCUUAUUCUGCGUGCUCCGAUUGUGAUCACAAGUCUUGCUCUCGUAGGUGAGGUUCUUAGAGGAGAUCGGAUUGUGAACACACCAUUCAAGGUUCUUAUGAACAGUAAUAAGAAGUGUGAGAUUCUGUGUGGCUCUCCUAGCAAGCCAACAUUGCUCAAAGUGGAGGACAGCAAGCUGGUGGCAGAACGCAUACGAGAAGAGUAUUACGUUCACCUGUAAGUUGCAUUAAUCACCCCCACCCUCCAUAUUCCCUGUACUUAAUGUGUGCAGUCUAAUGAACGUGCAUGGCUGCUGUCAGAUUGCAUAUUGCUGUAAGCAAAGCAGAAUAUGGGAUUCAGAACUGGAGUUUGGCUGAAAGACUUGUUAUAUUGGAGCUCAUGAUACAGGGAGAAGUAUCCCGAAGCUUCAUACAACCGAAAAAAAUAUAAACCCUUGACAUAACAGUAUCAAGUAAUGUGGUAUUUAGCAAACCGUCCAAAGAGUUAAAACUGGGAUAAAUUUCGUAUUUGAACUUAGUCACAGCUUCCCUAUUUAAAGGGACACUCCAGACCACUAAAGCACUUUAGUUUGCUGAAAAGGUUUGUGUGUGAAUUAUGUUUUUAUGUUGCAAAAUUUUCAUUUCUAUUGAAAUCUGCACUCUUUUAUAAAUUAUACUGGUUAUUCCCCUGGCUUUUCAAGCAGAUAAAAGGUCCUGUUACUUCCUGGUUUGGUUAACUCAUUUACACAGAGUUCAAGAGUCAGCAAUUACCCAGAGCACUGGUCUUGCAAUGACUUCUCAUUGAGCUGCAUUGGGCAGCCACAGAAAGUCUGAGCGGAGUUAGAAGGGGAGGCCUUCAAAAGGCUGCAGACAAGCUUUCUGCAACUUUUGCAAGCUGUUUUUAGAUAUACCAUCAAUGAAAAAAUACAUUAUUUAAAGCAUGCAAGUUUUCAUUGGGAGUAUAACUACUAAACAGUGAUUUUUAUUUAUUUUGUAUUUGGAUAGUGGAGUGCAAAAAAUUUUUUAAAUCCAUAAUUGCUAUAAUGGAUAACAAAUCUGCAUUCACUCUUUAGUGUCUCCUUAAUUCUUAGGCCUAGAUCCACGGUUAGGGAACGUUUAUGUGACUUUUUAAAUGGAUUCGUGAAAGCAUUAGGGACUGAAUGACAACACUAAAACAAAGCAAGAUGUACAUAUUUUUUUUUUUAAUUUCUCUAUUAAAUCCAUGGCCAUAGGUUAUUGUUCUAUGUUAGCAUUUUACUCGGUUUGAUAUGAAUUUAAACUGUAGGCGUUGACCCUUGAUCCACCUCUUCCUCUGUCCAGGAUUGCGGAUAACCUUCCUGUGGCGACCAGGCUGGACCUAUAUCUUAACCACGAUGAUGACGACAAGAAGAAAGAACGAGAUGUCACAUUUGAGCAUGGAUACAGACUGGGAUUUACAGACAACAACAAGGUAAAUACCUGGUUUACUCCACGCUGGUUGUAAUGACAUUUCAUGUUCCUGAUUCUGGAAACUCAGGUACUUGGAAACUUUUAAACGGUGUUGAUUUUCCAAUCACUAGUCACACCCUGACCAGAUCUGAGCUAACUUUGACCUUUAGCACCGUAUUUGAUCAGAAUAACUUUUAAAUGUAUUCUACAGUCCAACAUCUCAGUUUGCUCCCAAUGAACACUCAGUGGUUGCUUGCUUGUGCCAUUGUCCGUCUUUACCUAUUAUUUUCCGAGACGGAUAUGCUCCCUGCUAGUUAGGAUCACCCCCUUCCAGUGAUACCAGGAUCUUAUCAAUAAUAUAUAACCUAAUGGACUCGCUUAGGCCUUGAUUUAAACGUUCCAAAUGAUCUAAUAUUUUUGGAUUAGGGUUGAAAAUCUGUUAAGAACAUAUACCAUAUUUUUUUUUAAUUUGACCAUUUUUAUUUUGUAAUCGAGAGUAAGGGUUACAGGAGGCAAGAGGGAGACACAGGGGGGUUAUACAGAAGUCUAUACAUAAGAUUUGUCAACUGUAUUGAAUCACUGCGCAGGUUAACACCAUUACCUGCUAUGGGCUCAUUCGGGUAACACCAGUGGUUAUGAUAUCUUGGUUCUCAGUGCAAGAUGAGCUUUGUGUGUUGUUUGUGGGCGGUGUCUGUCCUCGGUGGUUCGAGCUCGAUUGGGUUUAGGAGUUAAUACUGUCCACUGUGCUGGUGUUGGACCUGUGGGGGAAUCAGGGGGGUCGGGUUGCGGAGGGGUAUUGAGUCGUGCGGUGUACUUGGAGUCACAUAAGUGUAGUGUGGGUGCAGUGUGCGGAGGUGUUAUGCAAGUGUGAUGUAGGUGCGGUGUGUACGUGAGCCAGCUUGCAUGUUGUUAGGUUGCCUCCAGUCGUAGAGAUUGUUUAUCCAUAUGAGGGUUUCUGUUGUCGUUGGUUCAGUGUGGUUUGUUUCGGUCCCAAAGAUUCCACGCUUCUGUCCAAUAAGGGCUGGUCUGGCUUGUUUUCCUUACCAUUGUUUCAUAAGUUUUGGACGCUUCUACAGCUGUGAUGCAUUGGUUGAUCGUUGGUGCCGUAGUUUGUUUCCAAUUUCUACUAAUGGUAGUGAGGGCUGCUAUACAUAUAUGGUAUAGUAGGUAUUUAGUGUGCAUGUGCCGUGUUGGAGGGAGUAGUAGUAGCAGGAAUACUUCCGGCAGGAGGGAGAUAUGCAGUUUGGUGCAACUCGUUAUUAGGUCUAGGACUUGUGACCAGUAGUUUUGCAGUAGCGGACACUGCCACCAUAUGUGCAGCAAGGUGCCUCGGACCCCUAGGCACCGCCAGCAUUUAUCUGAUACGUUCGGGUAGCUGUAUUUGAGUCUUGUUGGGACCAAGUACCAUCUGUAUAGUAGUUUGCGGGAGAUUUCCAGGUGUGUUAAAUUUGGUGUUAUUGCUCACACUCUAAUACUGGUCACCGGAAGUUCAACAUGGCACCUCAUGGCAAAGAACUCUCUUAGGAUCUAAAAAGAAGAAUUGUUGCUCUACAUGAAGAUGACCUAGGCUAUAAGAAGAUUGCCAAGACCCUGAAACUGAGCUGCAGCACGGUGGGCAGGACCAUACAUUGGUUUCACAGGACAUGUUCCACUCAGAACAGGCCUUGCCAUGGUCGACCAAAGAAGUUGAGUGCACAUGCUCAGCGUCAUACCCAGGUUGUCUUUGGGAAAUAGACAUAUGAUUGCUGUCAGCAUUGCUGCAGAGGUUGACUGGGUGGAGGGUCAGCCUGUCCGUGCUAAGACCAUACGCCGCACACUGCAUCAAAUUGGUCUGCACGGUUGUCGUCCCAGAAGGAAGCCUCUUCCAAAGAGGAUGUACAAGAAAGCCCGCAAACAGUUUGCUGAAGACAAGCAGACUAAGGACAUGGAUUACUGGAACCAUGUCCUGUGGUCCGAUUGAGACCAAGAUAAACUUAUUUGGCUCAGAUGGUGUUGAGCGUGUGUGGCGGCAACCAGGUGAGGAGUACAAAGACAAGUGUGUCUUACCUACAGUCAAACAUGGUCGUGGGAGUGUCAUGGUCUGGGCCUGCAUGAGUGCUGCCGGUGUUCUAUCAUUCUGCUAUACCCCAUCAGAUUGCUAUACCCCCGUCACUUCCGGUGAGGGGAAUCAGCUGGAUCCUGUGCUGCACAUGCAUGCUAGCACUCCUGCUACUCCUCCACAGCAAGGUCCUGGAAGGUAAGUAAAACUAGUUUUACACUUUCAUUAUAGUUAGUGCAUUCAUUAAGCUUAGGACAUGGGACAUUUAGGGUUAAUGCUAGGGUUCAAAUUAGGGUUAGGGACUUGUUCAUUUUUAGUGAUAUUUCACAUUAGGGGAAUAUCACUAAAUUGUGCUUUUUCACACUUUAUUUUAACCCUUACCACAAGGGUUAGGUUAAGAAUAGAGUGUGAGAGAGGUUAGAAUCACUUACCUAACCCUAAUUUGAACCCUCACUUAACCCUAAAUGUCCCAUGUGCAUAAGCUUAGUGAAUGCACUAACUAUAAUGAGUGUAAAACUAGUUUUACUUACCUUCCAUGACCUUGCUGUGGAGGAGUAGCAGGAGUGCUAGCACGCAUGUGCAUCACAGGAUCCAGCUGAUUUUUUUUCUUGCAGGGGAAAGCGGCUUUCCUGCACACAUAAUCAGAACGGAAUUGACAAUUUGGCAACAUAAAGCCAAGAAUUUCAGGCUGUCUUAAAGUGGCAGCAAUUCUUUUUACAAAUUGCUGCUGUUCUAAGCUACUCUCAAACGUGCGCUGAGCCCCAUGCCUUUUGCAGUAACACAAGUGUUUAUGGUUCUUGGAUGAACCUUACGAUCAUCAACAGCAUAAAUGCAAUUAAAUGUGAAAUUAUGCAACCAGCCCACUAGAAUAUCCUUCCUCCCAACACUCUGCAGCUCUCUCCACUGGCUCCAACACACUGGUUUCAUUGCAAGUCACUUCAUUUCUAUACACAUGACAAAACACGACAUGUCCUCGCUAGAGGAUAACUAUGACAACUACAUAGCGUGUGCUCUCAAGCAAUGAAUUGCGUUGGAAAAACAGACAAAAUAAUUCUGCUUAUGCUGAGGGGGGACCUACACUUAACAAACUCUUGAAGUUGACUGAGCGUGCCUCGGGGACCCAGAUAAGUGACUUUUAAUAAUGCCACCAUAACCACUACAGUGUGCUUAGACUGCUUCCUAAAGACAAUGAUUACAUUUAAGUGUGAUAACAUUCAAUUUAAAUGUAAAAUCUUUGCAAAAUACUGUCUGGGUUUUACUUUGCCUGUCAUUGGCUCUAGCUAAAUUAUCACACCAGUGACCACGGCAGCUAUCAUCUCAAAAACUGAUGGAAUUCUAAGAAAUGAUUGAUUUCCAGAGUAAAGAUUAUUUGUAGUAAAUUGUUUUGUGUGUAUUUAUUUUUCUCUUGCAGUUCUACCUGCACAAUCACCUGUCCUUCUUUUUACAUUAUCAUCGAGAAGUGGUGGAGGAAAAUCAGGAGCCCACUUUCAGGGUCGUGAGAUUUGAAGUAAUUCCUCAGAGCAUCAGAAUGGAAGGUAAGGGGGACGAAGAAAAUCGGGUGUUCUAGCAGGGUUAUUACCAAAGUGAGAAUUCAAAGUGAAUUUCUCAUUUAAGGCCAGAGUAGCUGAUCUUGGAGCAUAGCGUAAAUCUGCGAGUGUUUCCAGAUCGGCUAUUUUUACCUUGAAUUUGAAAUUCACUUUAAAUUCUUACUUUGGCGAGUAACCCUGUGUUUUGGAGCAAGCCGGUUGUAACACCACGAGAUCGGUGUCUUGAAAAAUAUACAAAUACACAAUCCACAUUAAAGAGGACUGGAAGUCAGAACUGAAAACAGUGAUGUUGCAGGGGGGCAAAUAUAUAGAAGUAUGGCUUAAAGUGGGUUUGUCUGUUCUACAGGUGGGUGAGCAGCCUGCUGGAGGUUGUAUGGUUAUAUGACAAAUCACCAAGAUUGCACACAAAAAAAUCAAUUGUCUGCAGCUCCUUUAAAAUAAACGGUAUAGGUUUUACAGUCCUCUAAUGAAGGGUCUCUGAGACCUAUACCGAGCCAAAAUAUUUAAAGAUUCCAGAGAAGGGGGUUGAAUAAAUGUGCACAGUUCACGUUAUGGAGUCUUUGUGUUUAUCUCCACCAUAAAGCCUCCUCAAACAAAAAUAACCAUUCCUUAUGGAGAGCAGUGGGACAUGAUACAGGACACAGAUUAAGUGAUAAUACUGCAUCCUAUUGUUUGCACUGUGCAGUGAGUCAGCAGGGAGAGAGAUUUGUGCUGUGGGGUAAGAACACCUUUGUGUCUCACUAAAUGUAAAAAAUGUUCUUUUACUUCAUGGUAAAGGUGUAUGGAGCGUGCCUAACUGAAUGUAAGGGGGGGAGAGGGGGAACGACUCAUGCAAGUGGCACACUUGCUGAGCUUUAUUUCUGCAUGCCAAGAGGGUUGCUGGAAAUGUUAAACCCUGGCCAGAGAUAUCUUUGAUCAUAGAAUUAGUGCAGCCAAAUAAUUUGAAUAUGCUCCUGCACUUAUCCAGUAACACAAGGGUUACAAUGAAAGGUUCUGCUUUCUGGCUAAUUUGACUUUGUUCACCAUCUCCUGCAGAUCUGAAAGGUACAGAGGAUGGGUCUUGCAUGGUUCCUGAAAGCUCCAACUCUGUGCCCCAGGAGAUCGACCCCGCCAAGGAAAACAAGCUGCUCUUCACAUACUCUGUGCAGUGGAAGGUAACCCUGCAUCCAGUUUGUGUUACAUUGGGCUCAGGGGCUUGUGGGUAAUCCUAUCUGUGCUUAAAACCACUCUAUUGAUCUCUCUGCAGGAAAGUGACAUUAAAUGGGCCUCCCGCUGGGACAUCUACCUUACCAUGAGCGAUGUUCAGAUUCACUGGUUCUCCAUCAUCAAUUCUGUGGUUGUUGUGUUCUUCCUUUCAGGUAUGCAGCGGAAGUGGUUGAUUACUCAGGUCUGAGGGAGUUCUGAUAGAAAUGGACAGUAAUCAUGUGUUGUUUCCCAGGUAUUCUGAGCAUGAUCAUUAUCAGAACUCUGAGGAAGGACAUUGCAAACUACAACAAGGAGGAUGACAUUGUGCGUGGUACCACUGACACUAUGUCUGUGCUUGUUGCCUGUUUGCACAUAUCCCUAUUUCACUUACUGUCUGCUUGGUUUCCCCCUUCAGGAAGAUACAAUGGAAGAAUCUGGCUGGAAACUAGUGCAUGGGGAUGUGUUCCGGCCCCCCCAGUAUCCCAUGAUCCUUAGCUCACUCCUUGGGUCUGGCAUUCAGCUCUUCUGCAUGGUCCUUAUUGUCAUAUGUGAGUAGUGUUUUUUUGGGGUUUUUUUUUUUGUAGCAUACUUGGUUUUAAAAAGUCUCAGUUCAGUGGACUCUUGUCUGUCUGUGAAUUUAAAUAUAGACUCAUUCAAAUGUACAGAAUCUGCAUAUCUGAAGAGAGCAGCUCCGGAAGAUAAUUUUCCUCAACGGUUCUAGAAUACAAAAUAUUGAAAAUAAACAUUGCUUUUGUGCCAGUGCAUGGGAUAGGAUGCGAAUACACCAUGGUGUCUACUACGGUUCAAUAUUGAAAAUCAAUCUCUGACAGCAGCAAGUUAUUAGUGGUUUUAAAUAGAUAGAUCUUUGUAUUUUUAAAAAGCACACGUGAUGAAAGUGUAAAUAGUUUUAUAAUAUGUACACUGUCUGCAGUUGUGGCCAUGCUGGGUAUGCUGUCACCAUCCAGUAGAGGAGCUCUGAUGACCACGGCUUGCUUCCUCUUCAUGUUCAUGGGGUGAGGAUAUCUCUUGUGUUUGUCUUCGUGUUUUUGGUUUGGGCUGUUUUCCUGCCUGUCUCCUACAAAUCAUAUUCUGCUCUUGUCUUCACAGAGUGUUUGGUGGUUUUUUUGCUGGCAGGCUCUAUCGGACACUAAAAGGUCACCGAUGGCGCAAAGGAGCAUUUUGUGUAAGUCUGGGGUUUCUGAGUAAAAUAAACUUAACUGCUGAGAUAAGACGUUGACAGAGGAGAUCCGUUAUAUUUCAGUGUUAACAAGAGCGGUUUAUUUUCUGCUUUUCUAACGGGUAAUUGUGGAUUUGAAGGGCUGAUGACGAGACUCCUUGUAAUUUCAGACUGCAAUGCUUUACCCCGGAGUGGUGUUUGGAAUCUGCUUCAUCCUGAACUGUUUCAUUUGGGGGAAGCAUUCGUCUGGAGCAGUAAGUACUGCAUUCAAAACAAACUCCUAUAAUGUGGUAUGUGACCCUGUGCUGCGUGCCAACUUGUCUCUCCCUCCUUCCAGGUGCCGUUCCCUACAAUGCUGGCCUUGCUGUGCAUGUGGUUUGGGAUUUCCUUACCUCUGGUGUAUCUCGGUUAUUACUUUGGGUUCCGCAAGCAGCCUUAUGAUAAUCCCGUCCGGACAAACCAGAUCCCGAGGCAGAUCCCAGAGCAACGCUGGUAUAUGAAACGGUUUGUGGGGUGAGUCAUCGAAUUAUUUAACGGAUCACAAGGUCAUGUUCUACUUUUGUUUGUUCCCAGCAGUGAUGUAUUCGAACUUUGUCUGAAUUGUGUGUUUUGCACUGUAAGCUGUGUGUGUUGUAUGAGCCUGCUUCUCUUGCUGUGCAAUGUCUAAAACAGGUGUUGUCAUUUUGUUUCCUUGUAGGAUCCUGAUGGCCGGAAUCCUGCCGUUUGGAGCAAUGUUCAUCGAACUGUUCUUUAUUUUCAGUGUAAGUUUCAGAUAGUUUAUUUAUGGGUAACUUUCACUCCAUCUAUUCUAGUAAAUACAUUUUUCAAAUGGAGAUUCCUCGCUUUGCAUCAUCUAGCUGUGUUGUCAACUACUAUCCUCUCCUUCACUCACAUACGUGAUCAAUGCAUUGCUUCCUGAUAACCUUUUUUUUUUUUUUUUUUUUUUAAUAUAUAAAAAUGUUUAAUAUAUAUAUUCUUUUGUGGUUCAGGCCAUUUGGGAGAACCAGUUCUACUAUCUGUUUGGAUUCCUGUUUCUGGUAUUUAUCAUCCUCGUAGUGUCUUGUUCUCAAAUCAGCAUUGUCAUGGUGUACUUCCAGCUGUGUGCGGAGGUGAGUAUUGUGAAUCUGGUUGGGCUGGCUUUAUCGAUUGACCUUGAUUACAGUUAAUGUGCUCAAAAAGACAGACAGGAAAUCUCUACCUGUGCAAAAUGGCCAGGGUGACUGGCAACAGGCGCGUAUUGAAAGGGGAACAGACUUUCACUGACUGUAGCUGAGACAUUCAAGAAAAACAGAAAGGGAUGCAGAAUGCCUCCUCUCCAUAAACCUACUCCUGUAAAAGGAUAUGGUAUUCUGUAUUGAGGGGAGCUGUAUGCUGCAAAGGGACAGUAAAGAUAAAAAGAAACAACCAGAAACAUCUCAGAGAAUGCAUGCAUAAGAAUACACUGAUAUGUUGUAAUUGACUUUGCAGGAUUAUCGUUGGUGGUGGAGAACGUUCCUUGUGUCCGGCGGAUCCGCAUUUUAUGUUUUGAUUUACGCCAUUUUCUACUUUGUGAAUAAGGUACAAAUCCCUGCUCCAUGGUUUUGUCAGCAGCAAUACGAUGUACUUUACCUGUUACUAGUCUAAUCCUCUUUGUCUUUUGCAGUUGGAUAUAGUUGAGUUUAUUCCGUCCCUUUUGUACUUUGGUUACACGGCGCUGAUGGUCUUAUCGUUCUGGCUGCUCACCGGGACCAUUGGCUUCUACGCCGCUUACAUGUUUAUCCGAAAGAUCUAUGCCGCGGUGAAAAUCGACUAA